Molecule: messenger RNA, 853 nt
Organism: Dermatophagoides farinae (American house dust mite)
Lineage: Eukaryota; Metazoa; Arthropoda; Arachnida; Sarcoptiformes; Pyroglyphidae
Product: large ribosomal subunit protein uL1
Biological process (GO): translation
Cellular component (GO): large ribosomal subunit
Molecular function (GO): structural constituent of ribosome; RNA binding
Source: RefSeq, a predicted model, not a curated record
CUGAGCCAAGUCUUUUCCUGUUUCUGGUAAGCUGUGUUGUGUGCGUGUGUGAUUUGAUUUUAGCCUAAACACGUGUAAUUUUGUGUUGAAUUUUCAUCAAAAAUCAGCAAAAAAAAUGACUAAAGUAAGCCGUGAUACUCUUUACGAGUGUGUAAAUGCUUUGUUGGCCUAUUCACGAGGUGAUGAUGAUAGCGGUGGCAAGAAACGAAAAUUUCUUGAAACUGUUGAACUACAGAUUGGUUUGAAGAAUUAUGAUCCACAAAAAGACAAACGUUUCUCUGGUACUGUUAAACUUCGUAACAUACCACGACCAAAAUUCCGUGUAUGCGUUCUUGGUGACCAACAGCAUUGUGAUGAAGCUAAGGCCAAUGAAAUUCCUUGCCUGGAUGCUGAAGCAUUGAAAAAAAUGAACAAAAACAAAAAAUUGGUAAAAAAAUUGGCCAAACAAUAUGACGCUUUCUUGGCAUCGGAAUCGCUCAUCAAAUUGAUUCCACGUUUGCUUGGUCCCGGUUUGAAUAAGGCCGGUAAAUUUCCUACGCUUCUUUCUCAUAAUGAGAAUAUGUUGCAAAAAGUGGAUGAAGUGAAAGCUACUAUCAAAUUGCAAAUGAAAAAAGUUCUUUGUUUAGCCGUCGCUGUUGGCCAUGUCGAAAUGUCAUCCGAUGAAUUGGCACAAAACAUCAAUCUUACUAUCAACUUUUUGGUGUCAUUGUUGAAGAAAAAUUGGCAAAACAUUAAAUCGUUGCACAUAAAAUCGACUAUGGGCAAACCACAGCGUCUUUAUUAAUAUGUAUGGAUUUUAAUUACCAAAAUUUAUUUUUUUUUCGAUUCAAUAAAACUAUAAUUUAAACAAAAA